UCUCAAGUAAGAAGGUGUUUGAUUGGUUAAAAAUAAGGGAAUUCCCAAUUAAUCGGGGAUACCAAAGAUGGCGACGAAGAGAGCUCAUGCUUUGACAUUUAAAAUAAUUGCAGAAUGUUCUACGACAAAAGCUCGUGUUGCAGAGAUGACAUUACCUCACAGUGUCGUAGAUACACCAGUUUUCAUGCCUGUUGGGACACAGGGUACGCUCAAAGGCAUUCUGCCUGACCAAUUGAAAGAAUUGGAUUGCAAAAUUAUGCUAGGAAAUACAUACCAUUUGGGAAACAGGCCGGGACCAGAGCUACUUGAAAAAGCGGGAGGACUUCAUAAAUUUAUGAACUGGGACAGAAACCUACUUACUGACAGUGGUGGUUUCCAAAUGGUGUCUCUAUUAAAACUAGCAGAAAUUACUGAACAAGGUGUCAAGUUCCAGUCACCGCAUGAUGGCUCAGAAAUGAUGUUGACGCCAGAAAAGUCAAUUGAAAUUCAAAAUUCUAUAG
Ruditapes philippinarum (Manila clam) is the source of this 500-nucleotide messenger RNA. RefSeq names its product queuine tRNA-ribosyltransferase catalytic subunit 1-like. The record is from RefSeq and is a predicted model, not a curated record. NCBI's taxonomy places the organism in Eukaryota, Metazoa, Mollusca, Bivalvia, Venerida, Veneridae. Gene Ontology annotation, molecular function: tRNA-guanosine(34) queuine transglycosylase activity. Gene Ontology annotation, cellular component: cytosol.